GGGUGAUUUUCCAUUCCACAAAUGGCAGUGGUGGUGUAAAAAAAGUCACAAAGUGCGUGUUUUUGGGCAUUUUUUCAGUGUUUUCUCUACAGAGAACGGGAAGAAGAGGUUCAGGAACAGCAGAUUAGAGAUGGCAGACAACAAGGAGAAUAAUAAAGAUGCAGACGAUGAAAUCCCGGAGGAUUUUUUCGAUGAUUUUAGCAACACUGAGUUUAUGGCAGGGCUAGAUGUCAUCGACACAUGGGAUGAGGGUGAGGAGAACAAGGAGAAGAAAUCUAGGCCGGCUAAGAAGCCGGCGGAGGAUGGCGAUGAGGGGCGGGAAAGGAAGCGUCAUCGGCAGAGAUCUCCACCAGGUAGGGAUCGUCGCAACACGAGGUCAAAGUCUCCAGUGGGCCGGGCACCCUGGGAUUCGCCAGAAAAACGAAGGCGGCACUCACCACCACCAAGACGGCAUGAAAGGAACUCUAUACCGCGUCGGGAUGAAUUUAGGCGGCCAGGUGGCAGUAGGAGGUCCAGGAGUCGCAGUCGCAGUAGAAGUCCAAGGUCACGCAGACGUAGUCCACCUAAGAAUAAGACACCCUUCUUGGAGGAGUUGGCACAGAAGCUGGCCGAAAAGGGGCACAGUUUGACGGGAUUGCAGCCAAAUCCGUACGCUUUUCAGGCCCAGAACUAUCCCAACUAUCAGGAAAUGGGGUAUGGGGGGUAUCCGGUAAGGGCGCCGGGGCCAAUGGUGAUGCCCUAUCAACAGAUGCCGCUGGUGCAGUAUCCAAAUUUGCCACAGUACCAGGCACCUCCGGUGGAGUAUCCUGGUCAUCCUGGUGCUCCAGGACCAUGGCCAGCUGGCCCUCCGCAGCCCAACAACUUCAACAGCACACUCAGUAUCAAUUUGACACAGCAGACAGCAGCACCAAGUGUCCAGACAAAUGCAAUUCCGGGAGCCAAUCCUGAACCACCGGAACGAGCAAAAACGCCCCAACAGGAGAAAUUUCAGCUGGGCCUGGCACAGAUGCUGGAGGAUAACUAUGAGGAGGUGAAGGAGAAGAUAGCUGAACUGUCGUCCAAGGAUAGCAUCCUGGUGCGCUGCAAGAAGGCAAUUGAUAGUCUCCGGGGUGAUUCCAAGACUUCCAAUGCUUUCAUCUAUGUCCCCAUGACGAUGCCCAAGGAAACAGCUGAUGGGAGUCCAGUGGGCAAAUUCCAUCAUGUGAAGUUCCCUUGGUCGGGUAAGUGUGAGAUUGACACGCACUUUAUCACGUUGUCCAGCAGCAAGACGCGCGAAGUGGCUCAAAAACUGGGCAUGAGUGCAGCCAAAAUUAUCAAUAAGCUCAAGAUUCAGGAUGUAACCGAGAAGAUGUCCAACAAUACCUCCCAAGCUGCCUCAGACAUGGCCCUCGUGCCGGAGAAUUACUCAACUACGGCUUGUCAGACGGAUCCAGCUGAAUGUCCAACGUGUCUCAAGAGGGAACUACUCACUUACUGGGAUUCGGCUGCCCAAACGGAACCAGUUCCGCCGACUCCGAGUGUCGCUGAUGUCCUUCCGGACUACGAUGAAUCCUCCAUUAAUCUCUUGAGGCGCUUUGGACAGCAACAGAGGGAUAUCCUUAUUUAUUUCAUGCGCCUCAUUGAGCGUCCGGAUUACGUGACGCCCUAUCACAUCAACACACUCACUUCACGCCUCCAAGAUCUGCCCAGGAUCUCCAAUCAGGCACGCCAGGUGACACAGCCUUCGGGAUAUCUCAUCAAUCCACAGCCAGACUUUCGUAGAUUCUAAACAAACUGCGCGAAAACUUUUUUUUUUAAAUUUCCAGGAAACUCCGUUUUUUUUCGGAUUUCGUGUUUUGUUAAAAAUUUGUAGAAACAACAAGUUUUCAACAGUGAGUGACAUUUAUAGUUUUUAAAAACAAAAAGAGUCUACAGGAAGAAAGGUGAGUGGUCAAGUCCUAAAGAAAUGCAAACUUGAUGAGGAGAUUUUCUUUGUUAUAGCUUUCUUGGAAACUUCAAUGGUUCCAAAGAGCCCCCAAUUUAUGAUUAUUUUUUUUUACUUGCAUCUGAAGAACAUUCAUGGGAUCACACGUGAAGUGUUUGUAGAAUUAACAAACCUUUUCUGCAUAUUCUAUACAUAUUUUAUGCAUUGUAAUAAACGUAUAGCCAACAUCUCAAA
Molecule: messenger RNA, 2158 nt
Organism: Phlebotomus papatasi
Lineage: Eukaryota; Metazoa; Arthropoda; Insecta; Diptera; Psychodidae
Exons: 2
Coding region: 131-1768 (545 amino acids)
Source: RefSeq, a predicted model, not a curated record